Messenger RNA from Neltuma alba, 885 nucleotides. RefSeq lists its product as uncharacterized. Bases 51 to 782 code for a protein of 243 amino acids. The record is from RefSeq and is a predicted model, not a curated record. The transcript has 3 exons. Lineage: Eukaryota; Viridiplantae; Streptophyta; Magnoliopsida; Fabales; Fabaceae.
ACAUUGUUGAUUACCAUUGUGUUCGCAUCGCUGUUGUCAAAGGGUUAAAUAUGGAUAGGGAGGAAGGGAAAAGUGAUAGAUGUGAUACUGGUGGGGAGGAAGGGAGCGAAACAAACUCAGGGUCUGUGUUCUCAGACUUUGAGAACAGUGAAGAGGAGGAAAUUGAUGAUGAUGAUUUUUCAGAAUAUGUAGAUGUGGGAGUAAAUGAUGUGUUAGAAGAAGUUGUAGAGAGUUCAGAAUUUUGGAGAGCCGAACCUGAUGGUAGAGGACAAAAUAAUGUUGUUGAGGCAAGGGAGGAAGAUAUAUUGGGCUUGUUAUCUGAUCAUGAGUCAGAGGGAAUUGAUGAAAGUGCAAGAUCAAGUGAAGAAGACGAUGAAGGAGAAGGCAACGUUAACAGAGUAAGAUAUAAUCCGGUAGAGAUGUGUAAAGAGUUUAAAUUUGUAUUAGGUAUGGAGUUUACUUCCAUUGGUCAGUUUAAAGAUGCAGUUAGAGAGUAUGCCUUACUCCAUGGAUAUGAAAUCAAAUUUGUGAAGAAUGAUAAGGUGAGGUGUAGGGUCAAAUGUGCACAUGUUGAAUGCAAGUGGUUAAUGUUUGUGAGCCAAGUGAGAGGUGAGUUAACAUAUCGGUUGAAGACAUUACACUCAAAACAUACAUGUGGGGUAUCCUUAAAAGGGAAGAAUGCUAGCUACAAGUGGAUUGCAGAAAAGAUAGUUCACAACCUACCAAACACCAGUCAUCCUUACCUGCGUUUGCCGAAUGUUCGUCGCCUUCAGCGGAUCUAGGUCGCGUUUGCUGACUCUUUGUCGCCUUCACGGAUCUUUGUUGCCUUCGCCUUCACCGGAUCUUGGUUUCCUUUCUCCACUCGUCCAGAUUCUAUCUAAACUC